ACUAUUCCAAGUCGACAAUUUCUAACAAGACUAAAUAUCUCUAAAAGUCGAAUAGCUGAUAGAAAAUAAUUAAUAUAUCGUUUUGAUAUAACUGAAAUAUGACUGCAGACGAUAGUUUGUAUGACCUACCAAAGCCACAUGCUAAACUAUGCUUUGAUAUUGAAGACUUUGCUAAAGCGAAUUUUGAUGUUGAUCAAUUUGUGAUAGAAUGUCGUAGAAAAGUUCCUCUAGAGUCUUUAAGGGAAGAUUUACAAAAAUACCUGGAUAUAUUACAGGAUUCUAUGGUUGAAAUAAUUAACAAAGAUUAUGCCGAUUUCGUUAGGUUGUCCACUAAUUUGGUGACCCUAGAUAAGUCUAUUAAUGGAUUAAAAGAUCCUUUAGUGAAUAUUCGAGAAAAAUUAAAUGAUUCCAAUGGUGAAUUGGAAGUAAAGGUUUCCGAAAUUGAAAUGAAACUUCAGAAAGAAGAUGAUAUCAGGGAGAAAAAAAAUUUAAUAAGGCGACUUAUGAACAUAAUGAGCUCGGUCGAAAAUAUUGAGGGACUACUUGGUUUAGAAGAAAAUGGCACAAUUUCCGAAAAUGAACUCAUCACAAACGAUUAUAAAUUGGAGAGGGUCGCGUCAAUAUUCAACAAACUGCAGUUCGACGUCAACCAGUGCAGAAAUUGUUCCUUGGUGCAAAAUUUAAGACCUAGGAUUAGUGCCAUAACAAGCGCUCUUCAAUCAAAUUUGGAGACUGCUUUACACCAGAGUCUAAUGUUGAACGAUGUUGCUGUGAUAAGAAAAUGUCUAAGAACAUACGCCCUUAUAGAUAAAUGUAAAGAUGCAGAAGAGCUCUUUCAGUCAGCCAUUGUGUCACCUUACUUUGAAAAGGUCAUUACAGAGGAAUACAUUGCUAAUAAUCCAAGAGGUCUGCAAGUUGUCUAUGAAAGUAUAUUAAACUUUAUUCCAAAACAUUGCAAGAGCGUUAGAGAAGCCGUUAUCGGACCAAAAGAUGAAAAUGCUCAUAUUCCAGGAUUUGAAUUUGUAGUAAAUGCCGUUUGGCCUGAAGUAAUUGGUCGAAUUCUCGAAGAUCUGACGUCAAUUUUUAAUGCUGGAAAUCCAGAAAGAUUUUUUGAGAAAUAUACUCUAAGUAUGGAAUUUGUAACAAAUUUCGAAAAGCAUUGCUCUUCUCAACAAUCAGUGAAAAAGUUACGAAGUUCUCCAGCAUAUCAGUCAUUUAUGAACAAAUGGAGCUUACCAGUUUAUUUUCAAAUAAGAUUUCAAGAAAUCGCUGGUCAGUUGGAGGGUGCAAUAGAAAGUAAUAAUAAUGAAAUGGUCAAAGAAGGAAAAUUCUAUUUGAAAAUUACAGAAAGUCUCUGGCAUUGUUUGAGCAGAUGUUGGGCAGGCGAUGUUUUUGUACCGAGUUUAGUUCAUAGAUUUUGGAAGUUUACUCUUCAAUUAAUAUCUCGAUAUAGCUCUUGGAUGGAAAGUGCCUCUGGUGAUGAAACAAUUUUAACACUAAUAACAGUUGAUGCUUUCUCUUUAAUCGCAAAGCUUCCUUCAUUCUACCAAACCAAAAUUCUCCCGCGACUUCUGGCUCUGGGCCUGAAUGAUUAUAAGCAACUCGAAAAAUCUCUUAACUGCUGUUAUGAAAGUUUAGAUGAAAAAGCAAAACUUUUAUUGAAUAAGGUACAAAGAAUUGUUAUAAACAAAAGCUCGGAGCAGUUAAAGAGUGUUAAUGAGUUACCUCGCCUGUAUAGACGAACAAACAAAGAAGUACCUACGAAGCCUUCGAAAUAUAUUACUACAUUUUGUAACAUUCUAACUGCUUUUGUCAAUAAAGCUGCAACCUUUCUCCCAGAAGAGAAAAAAAAGAGUGUUAUUUUAGAAAUUAUACUAGAAAUAUCCAAUCAAUUUGAACUGGUAACGGAUGAACUUCUUGUAUCCGUUAAGAAAACAGAAGAAAGUCUAAGAAGACUUAAAAGAAAAACUCGCGCUAAUACUUCGCCAGGAAGCAUAUCGGAUGAUGAUAAAAUUCGCAUGCAAAUUAUUUUGGACAUUGACUCAUUUCGCGUUCAGGCCAAAGAAUUUGGCGCAGAGAGUCAAAUUGAAAAUUUAUCAAAGUUAUCGGAUAGGGCGAAAUCUGAUAUGACUAGUUGA
Messenger RNA from Dimorphilus gyrociliatus, 2138 nucleotides. Lineage: Eukaryota; Metazoa; Annelida; Polychaeta; Dinophilidae. The record is from the annotation of a GenBank genome assembly.